Malus domestica (apple) is the source of this 3799-nucleotide messenger RNA. Its product is annotated as nuclear pore complex protein NUP96-like. Gene Ontology annotation, cellular component: nuclear pore; nuclear pore cytoplasmic filaments. NCBI's taxonomy places the organism in Eukaryota, Viridiplantae, Streptophyta, Magnoliopsida, Rosales, Rosaceae. The record is from RefSeq and is a predicted model, not a curated record. Gene Ontology annotation, biological process: post-transcriptional tethering of RNA polymerase II gene DNA at nuclear periphery; RNA export from nucleus; telomere tethering at nuclear periphery. Gene Ontology annotation, molecular function: RNA binding; structural constituent of nuclear pore.
UUCAUAUUUUGUUUGGACAAAGCGCGCGAUAAAGGAAAGCCCAUCCUCCGACGCCGCAAACCCCCUUUCGCUCGUCUUCUCCGUCUUUUAUUUCGAACGCUUGGGAGGACACCAGUAAGGUUUUUAUUUCGAACGCUUGGGAGGACACCAGUAAGGUUUUUCUGUGCUGUUCUCCGUUGAAGUUCGCAGGCCUCUGAUUUUUAGUGUAGGUGCUCUGAAAUGGCAGCCGACAAAAUUAUGGAGGAACUGAAAGUGGUCUCAAAUGCUUGACUUGGCUGAAACCGAGCGGCACAGGAGCUGAAUGCACUGAACUUGUAGUGAAGUUUAUAAUAUUUGAAGCAACGUAUCAAUUGUUACAACCCUGCAGAAUGGGCAUUGAUUCUGGAACUCCUCCUAAUUCACAUAUUGCAUGUCAACACAAGAAACGAAGGGUUUCUCAGGACACUUGCUUUUCUUUGUCUGGGACUUUUAGCCAUCUUGAAGCAUCUGUACCCUGUUUACCAACUUUAGAAGCAGCUGAUUACUAUACGCAGCCCUCUUUAAAGGAUUUGGCUGCUCGAGAAUAUGCAGAUCCUGGUUUUUGUAGCCGAGUGUUGGACUUCACAGUUGGGAGACUUGGUUAUGGCUCUGUCAAGUAUCCUGGGAAAACUGACAUAAGGUGUUUGGAAUUAGAUAAUAUCGUCAAGUUCCACAGACACGAGGUAAUCGUAUAUGAAGAUGAAGCUGUCAAGCCUUUGGUUGGCCAAGGCCUUAACAAGCCUGCUGAAGUAACUUUGGUUCUGCAAACAAGACCAUCAACUAUUGACGAGAGACAAAAAUAUAAUAUUGUGAAAAAGUUGAGGCAGAGUGCGGAGGGACAAGGAGCUCGCUUUAUUUCGUUUAAUCCAGAGAGCGGGGAAUGGAAAUUCUUUGUUCACCAUUUCAGCAGAUUUGGGUUGAAUGAAGAUGAUGAAGAAGACAUCAUGAUGGAAGAUAGUGCUUCAGCUCAAGAUCUUGUGGAAAUGAACCAUGGUGAGAUUUCUGAUUGUGAUGAAGAAAGCCAAAUGGAUCCCACUGGAAUUGUGCUUUCGCAUUCUCUACCUGUACAUCUUGGGCUUGACCCCAUAAAGAUGAAAGAAAUGAGAAUGUUGAUGUUCCAUGAUGAGGAAGAGGAGGCUGAGGAUUUGAAUCAUAUCCCUGCACAUUAUAAUUCAUCCUUUGCUUCUCAGAGGAUGAGUCAGAGAUCCACUCCACCAGUUGUGCGAAAAACCCCACUGGCAUUGCUAGAGUACAAGCAUGGUAAUUUUGACUCAAAUUCUCCUGGAGCCAUUCUAAUGGCCCAAGAAAAUAAGGCCAUGCCCCCUAAGACAUUGAAAGAAGGUUUUAAGCUUGAUCUCAAGCAUGAAACACCAGUAACCAGAAAACAUUCUUGCAACAUAGUUGAUGCUGGUUUGUUUAUGGGUAAGUCAUUUCGAGUAGGAUGGGGCCCAAAUGGAACCCUUGUCCAUGCUGGAACACCAGUCGGGAGUAAUAGUUCUCCAAUGAUGCUAUCAUCCAUAAUCAAUAUAGAGAAGGUUGCCAUUGACAGUGUUGUUCGAGAUGAAAACAACAAAGUUAGGGAGGAACUUGUUGACAUGGCUAUUGAUUCUCCUUUAGAUCUUCACAAGGGAAUAUCUCAUCAGACAAAGGAGAUUGAAGUUGGAUCAUUCAACCUGAGGCUUCAAAAUCUUGUCUCCAACCGUCUGAUGCUUCCACAGAUUUGUAGGAGCUAUGUAGAUAUUAUUGAGAAGCAGCUGGAAGUUCCCAGCCUAUCUUCCUCUGCCCGUUUGGUUUUGACACACCAAAUAAUGAUUUGGGAGUUGAUAAAAGUUCUCUUUUCUGAUAGGGAAAUGGGUGGAAAAUUGAAAUCUUUGGGUGCUGAUAGUGAGGAAGAAAUGGUUCAAGAUGUGAAGGAAGCUUCUCAACAAAUAGACCUGGAAGCUUUACCUCUUAUUCGGAGGGCAGAGUUUAGCUAUUGGUUGCAAGAGAAUGUUUCCCAUCGAGUACAAGAAAAGAUAAGCUCCUUGAAUGAGUCCAGUUAUCUAGAAUAUAUAUUGUUACUUUUGAGUGGGCGUCAGUUGGAUGCUGCUGUGGAACUUGCUGCUUCUCGGGGAGACGUGAGAUUGGCUUGUUUGUUGAGUCAGGCCGGUGGGUCCAUAGUCAAUCGUACUGACGUUGCCCAACAACUUGAUCGUUGGAGGAUCAAUGGGCUCGAUUUCGACUUCAUUGAGAAAGACAGGAUAAGGCUCUAUGAGUUGCUUGCUGGUAAUAUCCAUGGUGCUUUUCAUGAUGUUAACGUUGAUUGGAAGAGGUUUCUAGGGUUGUUGAUGUGGUAUCAUUUAGAACCUAGCACUUCACUGCCUACGAUUUUUCACACCUAUCAACAUCUUCUUGAUGAUGGUAAGGCUCCAUACCCAGUUCCAGUCUACAUUGAUGAAGGACUGGUAGAAGAGGCUGGGAAUUUGAAUGCGGCGAAACGUUAUGAUCUAUCGUAUUAUCUGAUGCUGCUUCAUGCCAGUGAAGAAAGUGAAGUUGGCUUUCUGAAGCCCAUGUUUAGUGCCUUCUCCUCAACACACGAUCCACUGGAUUACCAUAUGAUCUGGCAUCAGCGUGCAGUGUUGGAAGCAGUUGGUGCUAUCAGCUCUAAGGAUCUUCAUGUUCUUGACAUGGGAUUUGUUACCCAGUUGUUGUGUCUUGGGCAAUGUCAUUGGGCCAUCUAUGUGGUCCUUCACAUGCCCCAAUCUGAAGAUUUUCCAUAUCUCCAUUCUAAUCUUAUUCGGGAAAUCUUGUUCCAAUAUUGUGAAUCCUGGAGUUCACAAGAAUCACAACGCCAAGCCAUUGUAGACUUGGGUAUUCCUAAGGCAUGGCUUCAUGAGGCUAUGGCUGUGUAUUUCAAUUACUAUGGGGAUCUUGCGAAGGCUCUUGAACACUUUCUUGAAUGUGCAAAUUGGCAGAGAGCACAUACUAUUUUCGUAACUUCUGUGGCUCCCAAAUUAUUCUUGUCUGUCGAACACUCAGAUAUAUGGAGAAUUGCAACUUCCAUGGAGGACCACAAAUCAGAAAUUGAAAAUUGGGACCUCGGAGCUGGGAUUUAUAUUUCAUUCUAUUCGAUUAGAAGUUCAUUGCAGGAUGUGAACGAUACCAUGAAUCAAAUGGAUUCACUUGAAAGCAGAAAUUCUGCUUGUAGAGAAUUUCUUGGUCAGUUAAACCAGUCUUUGGCUGUUUGGGGUGUCAGGUUACCAAUUGAUGUGAGGGUAGUAUAUUCGAAGAUGGCGGACGAGAUAUGCAAUUUGCUUUUAUCUGAUAUUGGCGAGGGACCAACACGAGAUGUUCAAUUAAGUUGCUUUGACACUGUUUUUAGUGCUCCCAUUCCUGAAGACAAUCGCUCGAGCCAUUUGCAAGAGGCAGUGUCUCUCUUUACAUGCUUUCUUUCAGAGGUUGCUACGUAGGUUUCCCCCUUUUUGCGUGGCAUGCGAAAAUUGAGCUCUCUAGUGCUUUUUCAUGGUAGAUUGAUCAAUGGAGAGAUCCGCGGCACUUCGUUCGCUGAAACUAUAAAAAAGGAAGUUUUCAAGUUCAAGUUCGGGUUCGGGUUCGGGUUCUGGUUCUGGUUUGUUUUUGUUUUCUCGCAAGGCCUUAUUGUUUGCUUCAACAGCAAUCUUCUCUGUAGUUGGUCUAUUCCGGACAUGCAUUGUUCAUGAGUUUUGUGGUACAAAAGCUAUUUUCCUAGUUUGUUAAUUGUACCCUAAAAUUAACUAUUUGUUCCCUUUUUCAUCAUGAGAUA